AUGUAUUCCACUUCUUCGAAUCUUCAAGUACUUUACCCAUCCCUACAACAAAGAGCACACCUAAACAGCCACAACGAAAAGCUCAUCUUGGUAGCAAGUCUUUGCGGACCAGCCUUCCUACUCAUAAUUCUCGGCAUCUAUCUAAAGAACAGGAGCGCACAACGCAGUACCAACGAAGCCAAACAAGCAGAAGACGCAAUCGAGCUCACGGGCAUACCUCAGACUCCAGCUUUGAUUGAUCUCAGUCCCAUUAGUCCUCGUUCUCAAUCUCAGAUCAUACUUCCGAUUUCUUCACCUUUACCAUCAGAUAUUGCUCGAGCCAACUGCUCACUGUUCGAGGAGUCCAAAUCUACACUAACUUCUUACGUAUUUGACCCUUUUGCUUCGAGUGCUUCGACACCGGGAACCAUCAGCAGAUCUUCAAUACCCAAAUACUUUCGACGCAAGACUAUCACGCAAAAUUCAGAAGGUAGACCGGAAGUCAGACCUCUUCUUCGAAAUUCAGUCGAAUCCCCAAACGCAUCUGCCCAGGAUAAAUCAAAGCCAAUCUCUCAUACUUCCCGCCGUAAUACAAUUGCGAGUUUUCUUACUGCUUCUCCUGUUCAAGAUAUGUCUUCAACUAGCCCAGCAGAGAUAUCAGACUCACAGGACAAGCGAAAUCUAACUAGUAUGUCGAGCAUCCGGCGGAGAUUUUCUCUAAGGCGACUAACACAAAGACCUACAAACAUUUCGAACACCUAUGCCGACCCGAUUUCAGAAUUAGCUAGCUCAGCUGCACCCAUUGAUACUGCACCAAACGACAGACUUGGACGAAUGACAAGUCUCCGACGAACAUUUCCAACCGCUGGUCGACGGGAAAUGCCAACUCUGGAAGAAGGUGAUGAUCAAUGGUGGAUCUGCUGUCAAGAGCCUGAUGACGAGGAUCCUUCGCCGGCCUGCAAGAAAAGGAAUGGCCAGAGCAACCAUAACUGUGAACGCUGUGGCCAUCCAAUCUGCGGAGAAUGCAAAAUCAAAUCGAACAGUCGAGAGGGGAAGCGUCGUGCUGCCGCUCAGGAACUCGAGGAGUCUAUCAGAGAGCUUACCAGUUCCCCGCGUAGUCCUUCACAUGCCAUAAAGCGGAAGAUGAAUGAUUCAUAG
Molecule: messenger RNA, 1137 nt
Organism: Glarea lozoyensis ATCC 20868
Lineage: Eukaryota; Fungi; Ascomycota; Leotiomycetes; Helotiales; Helotiaceae
Exons: 3
Coding region: 1-1137 (378 amino acids)
Source: RefSeq, a predicted model, not a curated record